UCUCGUUGUGUUUAUGAACACAUGUGUAGCUUGAGUUCUCGCGAGAUGUGAGCGCAGCGCCCCCUCGGUGACGUGAGGAACAGCGCCGGGACGUGAUGAGGACUCCUCCGUGGCUAACGAUAGCAAGGUACACAAAUAAGGAUUUAAUUCACUUCCGCAGUCCGCUGCCACUCUGGGGGUCCACCAGGAGCCGCAGGAGGACAUAGACCCGGCCUCCCCCCCCCUCUCUCUCCUCUCCUCUCAGAUCCCGUCUCGGCUCGCAGCGACCCGCAGCGCGUCUCCGCGGAGGAGGAGGAGGGGGUGCGGCCUGCUGCUCUCGCCGCCUCCCGGUGCGUGUCGGGCGGGCAGCGCUGUAACUCGAGGCCGAGGCUUCUGGAUCUCUUUGGGUGUGACGUCACGGCGGACCGGAGAUGAACCCGGUGAACGCGACCUCUCUCUACGUGUCUGCCAGCCGCUGCGUGCUGCAGUGCGACCCGCGGGACCCCCGGGGCCUCGCAGAGCUCUGCAGGCUGCUGCCCUUCUUCAGACGGGCCCUGGCCUGCCUGGUCUGCGGUAACCUGCUGCAGGACCCCAUCGCCCCCACCGACUCGUCAUGCCAGCACUACGUCUGCCGGGGCUGUAAGGGUCAGAGGAUGCAGCUGAAGCCGUCCUGCAGUUGGUGUAAGGACUAUUCCCGCUUUGAGGAAAACCGGCAGCUCUCGUUGCUCGUCCACUGCUACAGGAAGCUGUGUCUCUACAUCACCCAGUCGCCGCUCGCCGUGCACAUAGCCAGCGCCGCCAGCGACUCGCCGGACCUCCAGGCCGUCCUCAACGAGGGCCUCACGCUGGCCGAGAGCGAGCCAGAGGCCGAGGAUGCUUCGGACUCGGUCUGCCUGUCGCAGACGGCCUCCACCUCCGACGUGGUCCACCUGGACGAAGCUCCGCCCACCAAGGAGCUCAAGGUGGAGGAGCCGAGCCCCGUCGGCAUAAACGGGCUGCACGAUUGUAACGGCCUGGUCAGCUCGGACGCUCUGCAGCACAUCACCAUAGAAACAGGCGGAGGUGUCGCCAAGCAGGAGAGCUCGGAGGAGAUCCCCGUGUGUGUGAGCGUGACGGGGACGGGGGAGGCGGGGCUUUGUGACAUCAGCUCUUUCGGGGAUGACUUGAAACACGGCGGGGGCCCGUUGUUGUUGAGCGUGGAGGAGGUGCUCCGGACUCUGGAGACGGACGCCGACCCCGACCCCACCCCCACCCCCCCCCAGCUCAACGGACCUCACUGCCCGCCUCUCCCAGACUCCUCCCGCCUCUUCCCCUCUCCCCCGGGGAACAGCCCUCGCCCCCUCCAACCUCACCCGCAGCCCUCGCCGCAGCCCCCCCCCAGCCCUCCACGGCCGUCCCCCACCCCCCCUCGGUACCACCGCAAGCGCUCCCGCUCGGAAAGCGACAGCGAGAAGCUGCAGCCCCUCCCCAUCUCCACCCUCCUGUGCGGGCCUCCCCGCGGUGCCAACAUCCCCCACCACCCAAACCCCGCUGCCACCACCAAGCAGGAGCCCAAGUUCCCUUCAGCCACGCCCCACCCCCACCCUCACCCUCACCCUCACCCUCACCCCCACCCCCCCCCCCCCCACCUGGCCCCGGUGCCCAACGGCGGCCCCCAGGUGGGCAAGACUGUGCUCGUCUCCAACAAGGCGCUGAAAAAGACUGUGGAGCACCACGGGGGCCCCAAGAAGGCUUACACCAAGGCCCGGCAAGGGACCCCCAAGCCCCGCACACAACCCCGUGACAGAGUGCCCCCACACCCCCAUGCUCACCCACUGACUCACCCGCCCAGCCCCUCGAAGCCACUGUAUAAGAAGCCCGUGGAGAAGAAGGGCUGCAAGUGCGGCCGAGCCACACAGAACCCGUCGGUGUUGACCUGCAGGGGGCAGCGCUGCCCCUGUUACUCCAACCGCAAGGCGUGUCUCGACUGUAUCUGCCGCGGCUGCCAGAACUCCUACAUGGCCAACGGCGAGAAGAAGCUGGAGGCCUUCGCCGUGCCGGAGAAAGCCCUGGAACAGACGCGCCUCACGCUGGGCAUCAACCUCACCAGUAUCGCCGCGGCCGCCCUCCGUGGCCCGGCCACCAGCUCCCCCGGCAGCACCCUCCUCAACGUCACCACGGCUACGGGGGCGCCCGUCACCGCCACCUUCCUGUCGGGGGCGGGGCACGACGGCAGGGGCUUUGACGACUCACUGGAGAUGCGCUUCGACUGCUGAGGUCAUUGACGCACAUUCCCCCACCCAGCUGGGCGUUCUCCAGCUGGGCGUUUGUUCUCCAGCUGGGCGUGUGGCGGCGGCGGCGGCGGCGGCGGCGGCGGAGCCAGAACAAGGCAGCUACAGUGACGGGCGACAGCGAGGGCCACCAGCUGACCUGCUGAGGAGUCGCCCUCCGCCCGUCACCCCGAAAACUGCGACGACUUGAUGUCGUGCAUUCAGAUACAGUGUGGAAGAAAAAGAAGAGCGAGGAGAUGUAGCGUUACCGUUCAGGAGGGAACGUUUCUUUUCUUUGUGUUCUUCUCUACUAUGGGUCAUGUGUAGAGCAUGUUGUGUAGCUACGGUGAGUGUGUGUGUGUGUGUGUGUGUGUGUGUGUGUGAGCAUGAGAGUGUGUAUGUGUGAGGGGAAGGCUUCGGUUUGCAGGAACGGACACAUCAUCAUCAUCAUCAUCAUCAAAGACUGGUGUAAUUUAUAUGAGAAGAACUUUUUGUACAUGGACGUAUCAGUUUCCAUUUGAGAGACAUUUUAUGAUAUAUUUUAUAAGUUACAUUAAAAAACAAAU
Molecule: messenger RNA, 2794 nt
Organism: Anoplopoma fimbria (sablefish)
Lineage: Eukaryota; Metazoa; Chordata; Actinopteri; Perciformes; Anoplopomatidae
Product: E3 ubiquitin-protein ligase MSL2-like
Cellular component (GO): MSL complex
Molecular function (GO): ubiquitin protein ligase activity
Source: RefSeq, a predicted model, not a curated record